GCGGACAGAUCCAGCUGUGGCAGUUCCUCCUCGAGCUCCUCUCGGACAGCACAAAUUCUUCCUGCAUCACCUGGGAAGGGACAAACGGAGAGUUCAAGAUGACAGACCCAGAUGAAGUGGCCCGACGCUGGGGAGAGAGGAAGAGCAAACCCAAUAUGAAUUACGACAAGCUGAGCCGUGCUCUGCGUUACUACUACGACAAGAACAUCAUGACCAAGGUCCACGGCAAACGCUAUGCCUAUAAGUUUGAUUUCCAGGGCAUUGCUCAAGCCCACCAGCCUCACCCACCUGAGUCCCAAAUCUACAAGUACACAACAGACCUACCAUACAUGCCAACCUACCACACACACCAGCAGAAGAUGAACUUUGUGCCAACUCACCCUUCACCCAUCCCCGUAUCGUCAGCGAGUUAUUUUGGUGCAACAAAUGCCUACUGGAGCUCAGCCCCUUCAACCAUGUACGCCAGCCCCAGUGUUCCCCGUCAUCCAGGCUCCCAUGUCCCAUCUCACCUUGGCUCCUACUACUGACUGCAUUAACCUGCACUGGGGGCCAAGGAUGCCAUGGACUCUCUCUCUCUCCCUAAGAGGUUUGUACCUGGCCCCAACCACCCACACCUCCCCCACCCCCCCCCCUCCCCACCACCUCAACCACCAUCACCCCCUCUCCCACCUCCAACCACCACCCCCUUCCCGCUACCCAACCACCCACCCACCCCUCAGGAAGCAGAGAAACCCCUUCCUCAGAACAACGUGCGAGCUGAGAAACUGCUCGCAUACCAGGCCAAGGUGGAGGAGACUGAAGCUACGAUGUAACCUGCUGGAUCUCGUGGUGAUUUUGACAUUUUUUUGUUAUAUUUUCUAUCGCUUUGAGCUGGUCGUUCAUCAAACGUUCCUCUGCAAGUCCAGCAGAUCCAGACAAGACUGUAAAUAGGGAGGGAAAGGUAGGACUGGCGCUCGGACUCCCAAUUACUGUUGGCUUCUUACCUCUGCAGAGACUGCAUCAGAAACAGAAACUGCUGCCUAUUGUUUUUACAUGUGUUAUGCAUUGUAGCACAGAACCCACAAACAAUUCUAUAUAUAAUUGUUUUUAUUGUAUAGUUCCAUUCGUCGUUAAUUAAUAUUAAAUGGGAUUAAUGUCAUUUCACCUACAAUUCCACUUGCUCUUCAAAUCCAAGGCAGCCAAUGGGGUGAAAGGAUAACUUGUAUCAAUUAUCAAUGGUUUGUUCACCUGCCCCAAACAUCCACCCGCUUCUACCCCCCACCCCCAAAAUUCCCCCAACUACACCUCCCCGCCCUCUUCCUCAUCCCCACAUCAACCACCACCCACCAAAUACACUGCUUCUUCCAAUUGACCUCCCCAACUCCCCCUCUGGUGACAGUCUACAUGACGGAUAGUGUACAUGGGGAUGUGGGAGGGGAUUAAAUGGGUGGGUAGGGUCAGUGAUAGGGAGAGUGUAC
Molecule: messenger RNA, 1457 nt
Organism: Carcharodon carcharias (great white shark)
Lineage: Eukaryota; Metazoa; Chordata; Chondrichthyes; Lamniformes; Lamnidae
Product: Friend leukemia integration 1 transcription factor-like
Exons: 1
Coding region: 99-527 (142 amino acids)
Biological process (GO): cell differentiation; regulation of transcription by RNA polymerase II
Cellular component (GO): nucleus
Molecular function (GO): DNA-binding transcription factor activity, RNA polymerase II-specific; sequence-specific DNA binding
Source: RefSeq, a predicted model, not a curated record